AUGAGCUGCUUCAAUAAGCCGAUCAGUCAAGCCACCUCGCUCUCCUCUCAAUCAUCCCACGCAGCCUUCACCCUCUUCUCCCGCUCCGCCUCCUCCCGCCUCUUCCUCUCCCGCUCCUCAUCUCGCCUCUUCCUCUCCUUCUCCCGCAUCACCCGAUCAUACUCGCGCUCCUCCUCCGUCCGCCGCGGCGCCCGCACCCCCAGCCCCGCCGCAAUCAACCGCCCCGCCACCGCUGUCGUCUUCUCCGGCCUGCGCGCCGGACUCGCCGUCCCGCUCCCGCUCCCGCUCCGCUCUCUCGCCUCACCCCCCUCAUACGCAUACGAAUACAGUCCUCGUCUAUUCUCAACUUCUACCUCUCGCAAUGGAUACGCCGACACUAUCCCGAACCUCAAGAUUGGGAAACAUACCCGGGUAAUGUAUCAAGGCUUCACGGGAAAGCAAGCAACAGCAAAUGCCCAGCAGUCAAUUGAAUGGGGUACUCAGAUUGUUGGAGGGGUGAAACCCGGCACUACAUCAGAGCAUCUUGGUCUUCCGGUUCUACCCAGCGUGAGAGCGGCCAAGGAGAAGCUUAAUCCAGAUGCAACUGCCAUCUUCGUUGCUGCUCAGCAUGCCGCGUCAGCUAUCGAGGAGGCAAUUGAGGCGGAGAUCCCUUUGAUAGUAGCCGUUGCGGAGCAUGUUCCUCUGCAUGAUGUGAUGCGGAUACAUUCUAUUCUCAGCACCCAGUCAAGGUCACGACUAGUAGGCGCCAAUGCCCCUGGAAUCAUCUCAGCUAUUGGUAAAUGCAGAAUUGGAUUCCAACCCCUGUCAACCUUCUCUCCUGGUCAUAUAGGCAUUGUAGCCAAAUCUGGAACUCUGAGCUACGAAACUGUUGGAUCGUUGACAAGAGCUGGGCUAGGUCAAAGUUUGUGCAUUGGGAUGGGCGGUGAUGUAAUAGCUGGCACUGACUUCGUUGAUGGCCUCACUGUCUUUGAGACAGAUGAGGAUACCGAGGCCAUUAUCUUAGUGGGCGAGUUGGGUGGGACUGCGGAAGAGGAGGCCGCUGAGUGGAUCAGGGACUACAAGAAGCGGACCAAGAACCCUAAGCCGAUCGCCGCCGUGAUCGGUGGCUUCCAGGCUGUCUCUGGCCAAGUUAUGGGACAUGCAGGAGCCUGGACUGGGAUAGGGGAGGGUAAUGCGGAGAGCAAGUAUAAAGCUUUGGAAAGGGCUGGAGUUACGAUGGUAGAUCAUCCAGCUAAGUUCGGGAAUGUAAUGAAAGGCCUCCUCUCAAGCAGUGGAAGGAAUGUUCAAGACAUUCAAAAAUCUGCUGCAAACCAGCGAAGGUCAUAUCACACCUCCCGAAUACCGCUUCGUUCGCAGCCAUCAUUCUCUUACUCAAAGUUUUUGCCUCAAUCUCGUGGCCUCCACAUCACCACAGAUCAAGCCGUCGACCUCCUCGCUCCUUACAACAUCUCCGUCUCUCCAAGCCUGCCUUCGCCGUCAGACUCCACCCACUUUGUCGGCAUCACCGUCGACCGCUCCGCCCGCAGCCCCUGCAUCAUCACCUCCCCAACCACCAACCCAGAACACCUAUCCAAACGCUCCCGCCGCUUCCCCUUCGACUACCGCACCGGCCCGACCCAAUCCACCAUCCUCGCCGCCCUCUCGCACCUCCAACUCUCCGCCGCGCCACCCACCGCCAAAGCCGCCUCCUCCUCUCUCAUUUCAAACCUCUGGGCCCUCUACAAAGCCAAAGAAGCCCUAACACUCACCGUCCACCUCUCCCUCGCCCCCUCCUCCGCCACCCUCGCCAUCUCCAGCCCCUCCUUCACCUUCGACGACGCCGCCUUCGCAUCCGCCCACCGCCACGCCGCCCUCCACGCCCUCCGCGCGCCCCUCUCGCCCACCGCCGCCGCCGCCGAGACCUCCGGCAUCGUCUAUAUCCCCCUCCCCUCCCCUCCUCACACUUCCCCGACAAACCUCAUCGGCACCCUCGUCAACGGCGCCGGCCUGGCCAUGAACACGCUCGACGUCCUGCGCACCCGCCUCCCGCACACCGCCCCCGCGAAUUUCCUCGACACGGGCGGCAAGGCGACCGCCGCGACCAUCGCGACCAGCUUCCGGCUGAUCCUUGCGGACCCGCGCGUCGCGGUCGUGUUUGUGAAUAUCUUUGGCGGGCUGACGCUGUGCGAUAUGAUUGCGGCGGGCGUGGUGCUGGCGUACAAGGAGGUGGGGGUGGACAAGCCGGUGGUGGUGAGGCUCAGGGGGACGAAUGAGGAACAGGGGCGGCGGGUGUUGGCGGAGAGUGGGUUGCCGAUUGGGGCGUUUGAUGGGUUUGAGGAGGCGGUUGCGGAGGUGGGGAGGGUGGCCGGGAUUGUGAGCUCGUAG
Molecule: messenger RNA, 2364 nt
Organism: Mytilinidion resinicola
Lineage: Eukaryota; Fungi; Ascomycota; Dothideomycetes; Mytilinidiales; Mytilinidiaceae
Exons: 5
Coding region: 1-2364 (787 amino acids)
Biological process (GO): tricarboxylic acid cycle
Cellular component (GO): mitochondrion; succinate-CoA ligase complex (ADP-forming)
Molecular function (GO): succinate-CoA ligase (GDP-forming) activity; succinate-CoA ligase (ADP-forming) activity
Source: RefSeq, a predicted model, not a curated record